AUUGUGUUUUGUGGAGGAUUUUUAAAUUUUUUGCGGUUUUGUCGGUGUCAAACAUUUAUAGAUGCCGGGGCGGCUGUUGCGAACCAAAUAGCACUAAAUGGGCCACACCAUAUUGCUAAAUAUGGAGCACCUAUGUCGUGUGUGUCUGAGCAAUGACGUCACGCUGGUCCGGAUAUUCACAGAGCCAGACACAGAGCUAGUGGAAGCUGUGGAAGAGGAACUGGAAGUGGCGCCCAGCCUGGCCGAGAUGAUGAGCGAGUGUGUGGACUGUGAGGUGAGGCGGGAGGACGCGCUGCCUCAGCACAUUUGUUUGGGCUGCGAGCUGGCCACUCGCAAUGCCUUUCGCUUCAAACGACAAUGCGAGCAGAGCUACCGGCGUCUCUGUCAGCUGUUGAGCAGGAAGGAGAGUCUGCAGCAGCAGCAGGAUAAAGAGGAGGAUGAGGGGAAGGAGAACAGCAGUUAUAGCAAAAAGAAGCCAACUGCUGAAGCGAAACAGACGGCUGAAGAGGCCGAGGAGGAGGAGGAGGAAGGUGAACAAUGCUCCGAAAGCAGCGAAGCUAUCUGCGAUAUGCCCAUCGAACCAGCCGCCUACGAGGAGCUGGAAAUGGAGACUCGAUUGGUCCCCAAUAACGAAUUAGAUGUGAACAAUUUGAAGGUGGAAAUCAAGACUGAGGAGCAAACUAAUGGCUUUAUAGAGGUGCUGCUGUGCGACAAGAUCAACCAAAAAGAGGGUGCUGAGUCGAAGAGUUGCGGCAGACAGAAGGGGGGCAGGUCCAAGCUGGUCCAUCACUGCGACAUUUGCGAGCGCCAGUUCAGCUCGCGGCUGUAUCUGAUCCGACAUCAGGGACUGCACGGACGGAAGCGGUACGCGUGCAAGGCGUGCUCGACCAGCUAUGGGACGCGCGACGAGCUGACCGCUCACAUCAAGGAUAAGGGCCACGACAAGCCCAUGCUCUGUCCCGAGUGCGGGCUACGCUGCAAGACCAGCCACACCCUGAUGGUUCACAUGCGACGCCACAACGGCGAAAAGCCCUUCAAGUGCAAGUUCUGUAGCAAAGGAUUCCCGCGCAUGGACGAUUUGCGCGUCCACGAGAAAUACCAUACGGGCGAGAAGGCGCACUUUUGCGAGACCUGCGGAAAGGGAUUCCUGCGCAAAUACAAUCUCACGAUACACACACGCGUCCAUACCGGCGAACGUCCCUACAAGUGUCCCCACUGCCCCCAGGCCUUUGCCCAGGGCAACGAUCUCAAGGCCCACAUUCGCCGGCACACGGGGGAGCGCUUCCGUUGCGAAUACUGCCCGGCAGGAUUUCUGCAGCACUACAAGAUUCGGCAGCACAAGUUGCUACACCACGGCAUCAAGGAGGAGGCGCCCACACAGCGAGUCGCCAAAUUCAGGUCCGUGGAGGAGCAACAACAGCAAAUCGCCCGCAAUAUGCAAUCCAAGGAUGACGACAUUUCAGAGAAUGAACAGUCGCCGCCCGUGUAGUUGCCAAACGUUGCGAAUGUAAGGCUUUAUACAUAUAAUAUAUAUACAUAUGUACAUAUAUAUGACUACUCGCCAGCUUGUGGAUAUUGUAGCAAACGAUCUUAUUGCCGCGCGUUCUUAAAAACCGAACCGAAGGACUGAGCAGACGCGCGGUAUUGGUAGCAGCCAGCUUUUGUAUGUCCCUGCAUAUCGGCAGGCUGUUCACUCUCGAUAGCUGUCGCGCUGUGAGUGAAUGGGUAGCACUGCCGUUGGCGCACUAGAUUCCAAUUUGUAAUUCGUACUUAAUCCGCUGUACUUGUGACUUUUAUUUAAAUUGUAGCAUUAUAACAAGUGUUGGCUUUUCAUAUUCGGCCACAACUGGUAUGUAAUACCACGGUAGUAGAAGCUGGACAAAUAAAUCAGACAUACUUGUAUGUAUGCACAUGCGAAGAAGUGCAUAAGAGAAAUAA
Molecule: messenger RNA, 1938 nt
Organism: Scaptodrosophila lebanonensis
Lineage: Eukaryota; Metazoa; Arthropoda; Insecta; Diptera; Drosophilidae
Product: zinc finger protein 226-like
Exons: 4
Coding region: 98-1489 (463 amino acids)
Biological process (GO): regulation of transcription by RNA polymerase II
Cellular component (GO): nucleus
Molecular function (GO): DNA-binding transcription factor activity; zinc ion binding; RNA polymerase II cis-regulatory region sequence-specific DNA binding
Source: RefSeq, a predicted model, not a curated record